AUGUUGCACCUUCCCUCAAUGUUAACCUAUGGAUUUUUAUCUUUUUCCAUGGCAUUUCUUAAUAAAGCCCUUUUUGAAAUAGCUGAUUUUCGCAAUAGUUUAUUUGUUAUAUUUAUUCAGCUUUUAUUCGUACUAUUAUCAUUUCAAAUACUUGGCUAUAUUCGUCUUAUGUCAAUACCACUGAUAACACGAAAUGAUAUAUAUGUAUUUCUUGUUCCGUCCAUUCUCUAUAGUUUGAGUACUGUAUUAUCUUUACAAGCACUUAUGAAACUUAAUGUUGCUAUUUACGUUGUGAUUAAGCGUUGUACACCAGCAUUAACAUUUAUUUUAUCCACACUUGUAUUAAAAAAACAAAAACUUAGUCUUAAACUUGGUUUAUGUGUAUUUGCCAUUACAUUUGGUGCUGUAAUAACAUCAGCUGGUGAUUUAACAUUUCAUGGAGAAUCAUAUCUCAUUGGAGGUCUUAGUGUUAUAUUUCAAUCACUUUAUCUUCUAACAAUUCAACGAUGUAGUGAACAAAAAACAUCUUCGGAUGUACUUUAUAUUAAUAGUCUUUUAUCAUUACCAAUGGUAUUAGUUCUCAUGCUUGUAUUAACUGAUGAAGUAUCAAGUGUUCGAUCUUAUAAUGGUUAUAAUACAUUUUCGUUUUGGUUAUAUUUUAUGGCAUCAACAUUUGGUGGAGGUUUACUCAAUGGUGCAACAUUUUGGUGUACAAUGAAAAAUUCAGCUUUGACAACAAGUGUUGUUGGUGUACUUAAAAGUAUCUUACAAGUUUUCUUUGGUUUGUUUGUAUUCGAUCGAUUUUCAAUAAAUAUUAAUACAGUUGUUGGUAUUGGAUUAUCAUUAGUUUCUGGUACAAUAUUUAGUUAUUUGGAAUAUACAUCAAAACAAGCAAAAUCAGCAACAAGUAUGAACAGUAUUGAUUAUGAACAACAGACUCACCAGCUCCUAAAUUCAUCACUUGAUACACAAGAUAUAACAACAAAUACAGAAAAAAUAUUCGGCCAUGCCACAAAUGAAGCCCGUUUCACUUCUGUUUAUUGCGUAAAACCACCAUGUUCACGUGAAGGCAGCCGAGUUGUUCGCGAUUAUUUUACACGAGCACUUGCACCAAUUUAUGAAAAAAAUCAACUAGCUAUUCCAUUGGAAUGUGUGUUUUCGCCAAUGCGUGAUAUUUUUUAUCGACAUGAGUUACAUAAACAUAAAAUAUCGAAUGAUAAAUGGUUAUGUAAAUAUUGUAAUAAAACAUUUUUGUCCGAAUUUUAUCUUGAUAUGCAUUUUGUUAAUCGACAUAAUGAAACAUUAUUAAUAAAUGAACAAUCAACAUGUCUAUCGGAUUAUUGUUCUAUUUUUCGAUGUGAAGUUUUAAAACGACCAAAAAGAUCUUUAAGAUCUUUAAAUCCAUUAAGACGAACAUCUGGAAAGACAUCAAGAAAACCGAAACGAGUUAUUAAUGAACAACAACUUAAUGUUCUACGAACACAUUGUUCUUCUCUUCUUAAUCAAUGUAUUCCACAAAGUGUUAAUCAUGAUACACGAGUUAAAGUACAACAUCAAAUGUAUGCGGAAGUUUGUGCUUAUUUAACAACGAAUAGAUAUUCUGAAUUACCAACAUAUCGCAAACCACUAGUCAAUUUUACAACUAUUUUUUGUUUGGUAAUCUUUAUUGGUAUGUGUCUUGUUGGCAUCGGUGUAGUAACACAUUCUGACUGGAAAUUGGAUGAAAGUGAUGAGUAUCAAGCUGAAAAAUAUCUUUCUCCUGAUACAAUAUCUACAGCAACGGCUUUAUUAUCAACAACACCUGCGAAUGGAAUGAUUAAUUCAUCGAAGAAUACAGGAGCAUCUAUACGUCAACGAGUUCGAUUUAAACCACCCGAAGGUGAAUGUCAAAAUUUACAUUCACAUUCACAUCAUGAACAUACGUGA
Molecule: messenger RNA, 1926 nt
Organism: Adineta steineri
Lineage: Eukaryota; Metazoa; Rotifera; Eurotatoria; Adinetida; Adinetidae
Source: the annotation of a GenBank genome assembly